Messenger RNA from Daldinia caldariorum, 1233 nucleotides. Its product is annotated as Zip-domain-containing protein. Gene Ontology annotation, molecular function: zinc ion transmembrane transporter activity. The coding region runs from base 1 to 1233 and encodes 410 amino acids. Gene Ontology annotation, cellular component: membrane. Lineage: Eukaryota; Fungi; Ascomycota; Sordariomycetes; Xylariales; Hypoxylaceae. The transcript is spliced from 4 exons. Gene Ontology annotation, biological process: zinc ion transmembrane transport; intracellular zinc ion homeostasis. The record is from RefSeq and is a predicted model, not a curated record.
AUGGGAAUAACACGUCUAAGUUACCGGAGCAUAUUGUUCCUUUGGGGACUUGCUUUCGCAUCCGGUGUCGCAGCUAGCCUCGGCUCCGAGAACGCGUCGCGUGCCUCGCUGAGCUUAGACGGGUUGGAAGAAAAGCUCCAGACCUGCUCAGUUGUGCAAGAGCUCAAUGCCGAGAAGCUCGCAGGAGCUUCCGAAACCUCGACCUUAAGCUCCCAGAUAUUCGCCGUCUUGUUCCCGGGUAGCCCCGCCGUGAAUGCACUCUUAGCAACCCUUUACAUCUCAGGCCCGCCCAACUUCCUAUUGGCACUAUGUCCGCCAAAUAUCGAUCCCUCGUCGCUGUCGGUAAUGGUGGCUUUUGCUGUGGGAGGUCUGCUAGGAGAUACACUUUUCCAUUUACUACCUGAGAUCUUCCUCGGGGAAGAUAGUCCUGAGCAUGUUCGGUUUGUUCUUGUCGAGCCUAACCGUAACCUCUUAUUGGGUGUUGCUAUCAUGGUUGGCUUCAUGACUUUCGUAGCGAUGGACAAGGGAUUGCGAAUAGCCACGGGCGGGGAAGGACAUGAGCAUAACCACGGAAGCCAUUCCCAUGAUUCGCCAGCACAAGACAAGGCCAUUUCAUCCUCUGUGGAUGUCUCGAAUGCAGAACUUACAAAGCGGAAGAAAAGUAAUAAGAAGGAUGAAAAGGCCAAACAGGAAAGCGAAAAAGAUAUCAACCCUAGCGUUAGGCUAGGUGGCUAUCUCAACUUGAUUGCCGAUUUCACACAUAAUAUUACCGACGGUCUAGCAAUGUCAGCAUCAUUCUACGCUUCGCCUACAAUUGGCGCUACUACGACGGUAGCCGUAUUUUUCCAUGAAAUUCCUCACGAAGUUGGUGACUUUGCUCUGCUCGUACAAUCCGGGUUCUCAAAACGUGCUGCGAUGGGCGCACAAUUCGUCACGGCCUUGGGGGCUCUCCUAGGAACGCUGAUCGGCAUUGCGGUUCAGGAAUUCGGUGGUAGCAGCGCGGAUGGUAAUGGUAUUCGCAUGACUGAGGGCAUCUGGGGAACUAGCCUGACAUAUGGUGACCUGCUGCUGCCUUUCACCGCCGGAACGUUCCUUUAUGUGGGUACAGUCGCGGUAAUUCCAGAGUUGCUGGAAACUGGUUCCAAUAAAGCCCUGGAGCUCCGGAAGAUGAUUGUGCAGUUCGCCGCCAUCGCGUUAGGCGCCGGUAUCAUGCUUUAUAUCUCAUGGGACUAA